Molecule: messenger RNA, 4392 nt
Organism: Uranotaenia lowii
Lineage: Eukaryota; Metazoa; Arthropoda; Insecta; Diptera; Culicidae
Gene: smid
Product: nuclear valosin-containing protein-like
Exons: 7
Coding region: 422-3805 (1127 amino acids)
Biological process (GO): ribosome biogenesis
Cellular component (GO): nucleus
Molecular function (GO): ATP binding; RNA binding; preribosome binding
Source: RefSeq, a predicted model, not a curated record
UUCGUAAAUCGGCGAGUCACAUUUCGCCAAAGCGCAAAGUAAAAUUUGGUUUAGUGCGCGAUUUUGAUAGAUUUGUCUCAUUUUUCGCUUACAAUUCGAUGUUAAAUCAAAUAUUUUCCUAUUCUUUACAAUUUUCGAAGUAUUCGUCAGAAAUUUAAGGAGUUUCAAGGUGAAAAUUUUGUUGAAGAAACUACCUCGGAUUUUCAAAUCCCUCAUAGAAAGAGACCGCAUACAGCACCUUCAAGCGAGAGCGAGAUAACGCGAGCCCACACUUGGCCAACGAGCUGUCAAAAGUUGGUGCGCGAAGCCAAAAAGUGAAAUUUUUCCCUUGCCGCUGCCGAACGAAAGACGCCGAGUUUUUUUGUAGCAGAUUUCUCCGGGCCCAUUUCCAGUGGAUUUUGGUGUUUGAUCGAAGCAGAAAAUGCUGCAAAAGAAACCGAAUGCCGGAUUGUACGAUCCGAUGAUUAUUCCCCGGGUCAAACAGUACCUGGAAGAAAAUGUGCACCAAACGUAUGUGGAUGUUGGCGUGAUGGCCAGGCAGCUGCAGGAACGCUACCGGGAGUACAACCGACGCAAGACGGUUCCCUUCCGGCUGUUGGUCGAGCAGGCCUACAAAACGGUGCUGCACAGCUACGGCUUGGAUAGUAAUCCAUCGAGCGAGAACGAAGACGAUGCCAACUCGGAUCUGGAAGUGAUGGACGAUGCCGGAACUGCUGCCGGAGGUGGGGCCAACUCCAACCACAUGAAUGAUACUUUGACGAACAUGUAUCUGAACAAUAAGAACAAACCGGCGGCAGCAGCAGCAAGUGGUGGUGGUGGCGAUGGCGAGGCCAUCGAUAUCAGCAGCGAUGAAGAUGACGACGGAGGCGACUCCCGAGACAAGGAAAAGGCUGUGUCCACCACAAGCACAGGCGAGCGGAUGAAAAUGAUAGAAACUCAAAUAGCUUCUAACAAGCACAUAACGGUGACGAAGAUAACUCGUCCAGACAAGGCAAGAUCCGGAGACGAGGCCGUCGAUUCCAGCAAUGGCAGCACCAAUGGAUCGGCUGCUCGUCGUGCUGCGGAACAAUUGGCACCGAUCCAAUCGAAACGUCGCCGUGUGGAUCCUCCUCCUCAUGGGCUACAAUCGUACCCACAUCUGCCGCAAAAUUCUGAAGUUAGCAACAGUUCCAAUCCUCUGCUGCCGUAUCCGACACCGGCACCUCACCCUGCCCCCCGAUCAACGGCUCCGAAUUUGGCCAGAUCCAGACGCUUCAAGAAGGAGGUAUUUGCUCGCUAUGUCGACACUACGUUCGAAGAUCUUGGUGGAAUGGACAAAAUCUUGCGCGAUCUGUGCGACUUAUUGCUCCACGUGAAACAUCCGGAAGUGUACCGACACGUUGGAUUGCCACCACCACGUGGUUUUUUGCUACAUGGACCUCCAGGGUCCGGAAAAACGCUUCUUGCACACGCCAUUGCCGGGCAACUCAAAAUCGGUUUGAUCGAAAUUCCGGCCACGGAAUUGGUGGCUGGAGUUUCCGGUGAAUCAGAGGAACGCAUUCGGGAGGUUUUCGAACAGGCAGCGAUCUUGUCGCCGUGUGUGCUCUUUAUCGAUGAAAUCGAUGCCAUCUCGGCCAACCGGAUCAACGCCCAGAAGGACAUGGAACGUCGCAUUGUGGCCCAGCUGCUGAGCAGCCUGGACGGGCUAACGAAGCUUGAAGGUGGCGAUGGGGUGCUGGUCAUCGGUGCCACCAAUCGACCGGAUGCUCUGGAUCCCGCUUUGCGUCGAAUUGGUCGCUUCGAUCAGGAAAUUUCUUUGGGCAUUCCGGAUAGAGAAGCACGGGGACAGAUACUGAAGAUCAUAUGCAAGAAUCUGAAAAUCGCGGAUGCCAUCGAUUUUGACGAGCUGGCCAAACUGACGCCGGGUUACGUGGGAGCAGAUUUGCUGGCGCUGGCCACCCGUGCGGCUACAAUUGCUAUCAAAAGACUCCUAACGGAACGUGAAAAACAGCAGCUUUUGGCGGAAGCUCGUCGUCAGGUCGAGCUGGAGGUUGCACGCCGAAGAAAGGAAUAUGAGCGUAAAAUUGCCGCUGCCGCUGCUGCUGCUGCCCAGCGAACGGCGACCGCUGCCGCUGCUCAGAAGGUUGAUGACGACGAUGAUGUUGCCAUCAUGGACGUGGACGAAGCACCAAAACCAACUGGUGGAGCUGCCACAGCGGACAAGCCAAAGGAAAACAACGCUGCGGAUGCUUCGGCUGACGAUGUGGUAGCACUUGAGGAUGAUGUCGAAGAAGUUGUCAACCUGGACGACGAUAAAGACGAGAUCAAGGAAGCAGAUGCUGCUAAACCUCAGGAGGCGGACGCCGUUCAACCUAAGGAGGCGGAAGCUGUUAAACCUAUGGAAACGGAUGCUGAGGUGCCCAAGGCAGAGACGGCCAAGACCGAAGAAACAGUUGAUGGAAGUGAGAAAAAAGAAGGGGAAACAGAGGAGGUUAAGCUGGCUGAUGAAGAACAGAAACCAGAGGAAACUAAGGAAGCUGUAGCCGAACCUGAGAAGAAACCGGAACAAAGCAAGUUGGAGGAAAGUGAUGUAGAAAUGGUUGUCGAUAGUAGCACUUCUGGAGAUAAGGUGGAUGGAGAACCUACAGAAGUAGCAACGUCGGAGGUCGAGAAACCAAUCGAUAGCAAUGAAGCAACUAAAACGUGCGAGGAUGUAUCUGAAACUGCCGAACCAGUGGAAAUUAUCGAACAAGAACCGGAACCGAGUUUUGAAAUCGGUCCGAUUCCGGUACCGGAGUUGACAUUGAACAGAAUGCUGAACCUUCUUCUAGAUCAUUCCAAUCCUUUGGGCGAUGAAGAGAUGGAUGGUAUCUGCAUUAACAGAGAAGAUUUCCUGGAAUCCCUUAAAUCUGUUCAACCUUCUGCCAAACGCGAAGGUUUCAUCACCGUCCCGGACGUUACUUGGAACGACAUUGGUUCGCUUGGAGAUAUCCGGGAAGAGUUGAAGCUUGCUAUUCUUGCCCCCGUAAAAUUCCCACAACGUUUGAAGCUGCUCGGUCUAAACGCUCCAUCUGGUGUUUUAUUGUGUGGCCCUCCCGGAUGCGGUAAAACUCUUUUGGCUAAGGCCGUUGCCAACGAAGCCGGAAUCAAUUUUAUUUCCGUUAAAGGGCCGGAACUGUUGAACAUGUAUGUUGGUGAAUCUGAACGUGCAGUACGGCAAUGUUUCCAGCGAGCUCGCAAUUCGGCUCCCUGCGUUAUAUUCUUCGAUGAGUUUGAUUCUUUGUGCCCGAAGCGUUCGGAUAGCGCCGAAGGUGGAUCGGGCAUGCGAGUGGUCAAUCAGCUGCUCACAGAAAUGGACGGAAUCGAAGAUCGCAAGGGUGUAUUCCUAAUGGCCGCUACGAAUCGACCCGAUAUUGUUGACCCUGCUGUGCUGCGUCCUGGUCGUUUGGAUAAGAUUCUUUAUGUUGGUUUGCCUGCCGAAGUCGAUCGGGUUGAUAUUCUGAGAGCUCUCACAAAGAACGGCACUCAACCUCCGCUGGCUCAAGACGUCGAUCUAAGUACCAUUGCACGGCUAACUGAAGGCUACACCGGUGCAGAUUUAGCUGGUCUUGUUCGACAAGCGUCCCUGCAAACUCUCAAAGACUCCAUCGCAACUAGCAGUGGAGAUGAUAAGACCACCGACGUCGAUUCAGGGGAACCCCAACUGCUAGUGGGUCUGGUACAUUUCCAAGAGGCGAUACGAAACAUCAAACCAUCCGUUAAUGAAGAGGAUAAAAAACAUUACGAAAGGUUGCGGCGAAAGUACGGCACACCCACGGAACAGUAGUCGAAUUCACCAAGACUCACACUAAGGACAUGAUUUAGCAUUUUAGAGUUGUAAGAAUCAAAAUAAUGAAACUUUAACGUAAGAAAUCCUGUUUCUGCAUAUAGUCAAGCACCGAUAAAAUUUCAGGAAUCUUUUGACUAAACUGAACAGCAAAACUGACUCCGUAAGGAAAAUUAGGAGAUUUUCCUUACGCUAGAAAGGUAAUUUCAGCACUUAUUAGUUCUAGUAUUAGACACCCUUUUAAGAUAAACUACACCAGCCUUAUAUCCCGGCUAGCAAAAGUGUAGAGAGUAAAAUCCAUAGAUUUUUGUUCCAUAAAAUAAGCUAACUUUUAUUAUUAAUCAUAAUAUACAAAAAAGCAGAGUAAAUCGAUGUUUUCGUUUAUUUCCUAACUUUUGACAAAAAACAUACAUGAGUGUGAAGAUGAUGAAAAUUUGACUACUUUAUCUAAGGGUUCCGUUUUUCCCAAAUCCUCCUGCUGACAAAUUAGCACUCAUUUUAACAUGUAUUUCUCAUAUUUUAAAGAGGAUUUUGUGUGAACAUAGGACAUCAAUGGAAUACAGGAUGUAAAAAUAUGCAUAAGAAAA